Penicillium daleae is the source of this 414-nucleotide messenger RNA. RefSeq names its product tubulin-binding prefolding complex subunit GIM3. Bases 1 to 414 code for a protein of 137 amino acids. Gene Ontology annotation, cellular component: cytoplasm; prefoldin complex. The transcript is spliced from 4 exons. NCBI's taxonomy places the organism in Eukaryota, Fungi, Ascomycota, Eurotiomycetes, Eurotiales, Aspergillaceae. Gene Ontology annotation, biological process: protein folding. The record is from RefSeq and is a predicted model, not a curated record.
AUGGUCCAACCACGCAUGCUCUCACGGGACGACGAGGCCACGGCCGGCGGCGAAGAGAAUGAAGUUCGUCGCGAGGACCAGGAGAAGAUUAAUCGGUUCAGUCGGUUGCACCAGCGGGAGACUGUGUUGGAGGAGCAGUUGAAGGCGAAGCAGAAAGACAAGGAAGAUCUCGAGGAAGUCUCUACAGAACUCGAACUCGCCGAUGAGGACGAGCUUGUCCCCUACAAAAUCGGCGACUCCUUCUUCCAGCUCCCCCUCGCAGACGCCCAGUCCAUGCUCGAGGCCUCUACAGCACAGAUCGACGCUGACGUGUCCAAGCUGGAGGACUCGCUGGGCGAGUUGCGCGAUGAGCUACAGCAGCUAAAGGUCUCGCUCUAUGCGCGGUUUGGAAGGAGUAUCAACCUGGAGACUUAA